UGCCCGCAGACCGGACAGCAGCAGCAGCGAUUACGCACCAAUCAGCAAGGGGAACAAAAAAAAAAAGGCCCAGCCUGAGUUGGAUUAACUGAGUUGGAUGAGCGGUCUUUCCACCGCCUGCGCUGCGAGGCCCCUCAGUGUGUCCCCCCUCAGUUCUCUGAACCGGCUGUCAUGCUCUCCCCGGGCCUCUCCGUGGCUCUCCUGGCCGUGUCCUGCGCGCUCCGGACGCCGGCCGCCCGGGCCGCGUCCUGCGAGCCGGUGCGGAUCCCCCUGUGCCGGUCCAUGCCCUGGAACAUGACCAAGAUGCCCAACCACCUCCACCACAGCACGCAGGACAACGCGGUGCUGGCCAUCGAGCAGUUCGAGGGGCUGCUGGGUACUGGCUGCAGUCCGGAUUUACUCUUCUUCCUCUGUGCCAUGUAUGCCCCCAUCUGCACUAUCGACUUCCAGCAUGAGCCCAUCAAGCCCUGCAAGGCCGUGUGCGAGCGGGCCAAGUACGGCUGUGAGCCGGUGAUGAAGCGCUACAAUCACAGCUGGCCGGACAGCCUGGACUGCAGCGAGCUGCCGCUGUACGACCGCGGCGUCUGCAUCUCGCCCGAGGCCAUCGUGAAGGCCGAAGGUCCAGGUCCAUACUACCAGGACCCAGCCAGGUGUAACCCAGAGUCUAAUCCUGACUUUCCAAUGGACUCCAACAACCUCCACUGCAGGGGACCAAAUGGAGAUCGCUGCAAAUGCAAGACUGUCCGAAUGGGUCAGAAAACCUACCUGAAGAACAACUACAACUAUGUGAUCCGGGCGCGGGUGAGGGAGGUGAGGAAUCGCGGUCUGGAGCCCACGGCGGUGGUGGACGUGAAGGAGGUGCUCAAGUCCUCUCUGGUCAACAUUCCCAAGGAGACGCAGACACUCUACUACUCAUCCUCUUGUCUGUGCCCUCCUCUGGCGCUCGGCGAGGAGUACCUCAUUAUGGGCUAUGAGAACGAGGAGACGUCCAGAUUGCUCCUGAUUGACGGCUCCAUUGCUCAGAAAUGGAAGGAUAAAAUGGGCAAGAAGGUCAAGAGAUGGGAUCAGAUUCUGCAGGGGAGAGGCCGGACAGCUUCCCGCCGGAACCGCCACUGAGAUCCAACUCUGUCCGUGUGUUUGUGUGUGUGCGUGGCAAGUGUGUGUGCCUGCGUGAGCGUGUUUGUGUUUGUGUAGAUAUUGCACUAUCACAGGCUGUUGUAGCUGAAUGUAGUUCAUCUCUUCAUCUAUCAGACGGUUUGGAUUCAGUUUUUGUUGUUUGUUUGUUUGUUUUUAUGCCAUUUAUUUCCUUUGCACAAACAUUAUUUAGCGUGUCAUUGUGAGUCUUUGUGUGCGUGUGUAUCCGCGUACACUUCAAACGCUUGCUGAAGACCAAUAAGGUGGUGAAGCUUUAAAGCUGUUGUCUUAAAUCUACGCACAGCCAAAUGGUAACUGACACUUUUUUCUCUUCUUUUUUUUCUUUUUUUUUUUACGGGAACCAAAUUAAUUUUGGAUGCCAUGUUGGCUGCACUGUUCCUCUGUGUGGGUCCGGUUUUUAAAUAACCCUGGAUGUUGGUCAUAAUGGUUUUAGAAACAUACCUACCAAACGGCCAUGAAAAGAAAAUUUAAAGAAAGAGAAACUGAAAGUCGACACAAAUACACGCAUACCGAGACAAAGACAUUAACAUUUACAGGUGAGCCAGAAAGAAUCAUAAGAUAUAUAAAGAGAUGUGUAAAAUGUCAAGAAGGAGCUGAAAAGUUAAACUUAUAAUCUGCUAGAUGAAGGUAAACGAACUUCCACAGCAGCAAUUCAAAUUUAAUAGAAAAACAUUUUAAAAAACUACAGACAAACAGAAUUACUGCGAAAAUAUAUCUGCAUCUGUAAGAGUAGAGAAAAACGGACAGAGCUACAUUUACAUUUACAAGUACGAAUAGCCUAAAAUUCACUGACGACAAAAAUAUCUAUAUACUCACAAACAGUUACCAAAAGGACACAAAAAUGAUCUAA
Molecule: messenger RNA, 2005 nt
Organism: Menidia menidia (Atlantic silverside)
Lineage: Eukaryota; Metazoa; Chordata; Actinopteri; Atheriniformes; Atherinopsidae
Source: the annotation of a GenBank genome assembly